Molecule: messenger RNA, 911 nt
Organism: Neomonachus schauinslandi (Hawaiian monk seal)
Lineage: Eukaryota; Metazoa; Chordata; Mammalia; Carnivora; Phocidae
Gene: NOL3
Product: nucleolar protein 3
Exons: 4
Coding region: 158-886 (242 amino acids)
Biological process (GO): negative regulation of intrinsic apoptotic signaling pathway; negative regulation of release of cytochrome c from mitochondria; negative regulation of extrinsic apoptotic signaling pathway
Cellular component (GO): mitochondrion
Molecular function (GO): death effector domain binding; cysteine-type endopeptidase inhibitor activity involved in apoptotic process; caspase binding
Source: RefSeq, a predicted model, not a curated record
AUCUACUGCCCCGCGGAGGCUCGUCCCAUGAGUGGGGCCGCCCGGAACGCAUAGAACCGGGAGCCCCACCCCACCCGGCUGGGGGAGGGAAGAGAAACUGAGAUUGGGCAGAAUCCGCACCACCCCACCACCAGCCGCACUCGAAGGAGCCCCCACCAUGGGCAAUGCGCAGGAGCGGCCCUCAGAAACGAUCGACCGCGAGCGGAAACGACUGGUGGAGACGCUGCAGGCCGACUCGGGGCUGCUGCUGGAUGCACUGCUGGCGCGGGGCGUGCUCACCGGGCCCGAGUACGAGGCGCUGGACGCGCUGCCGGAUGCCGAGCGCAGGGUGCGCCGCCUGCUGCUUCUGGUGCAGAGCAAAGGCGAGGCCGCCUGCCAGGAGCUGCUGCACUGCGCCCAGCGGACCGCGCGGGCGCCCGACCCCGCCUGGGACUGGCAGCACGUGGGCACCGGCUACCGGGAACGCAGCUACUACACUCCAUGCCCUGGCCACUGGACACCUGAGGCACCUGGCUUGAGGACCACUUGUCCCGAACUGCCCAGAGCUUCAGACUGCGAAGAGGCUGGGGUUCCCAGGGGCUCGGAGGCAGUGCAAUCCGGAACGCCUGAGGAACUCAAUCCGGAGCUGGAAGCUGGGGCCUCUGAUGAGGCUGGGCAGGAUUUGGAACCAGAACCAGAACCAGAGGCAGAGGCAGAACCGGAACCUGAACUGGAGCCAGAUCCCGAACCCGAGCCAGAUCCCGAACCUGAGCCAGAGCCUGAGAUUCCUGACUGCCUGAGCACUGACAGGCCGCCCCUGCCCAAGCCGGAUAGGACCUGGGAUCCUGCCCUGGCAUUGGGGGGGGGGGGGUUGCCACCAAGUCUCCAUCUGACCCAGUACCACUAGAAGUGAAUAAACUCCGGACGGUCAG